AUGGGAGGGCCUGUCUGUGGCCACUGGCCAGUGGCUUACAGGCUACAGCGACAUGCUCCUGCUGUUAGUGUUAGCCCACUCCUACCACAAACAGAGACCCUAUCUUCUGCUUCAGGACCCAACAGCUACCUGUGGCAAAGCUUCGACUACCCAACCGACGUCGAGCUCCCCGGCGCCAAGAUCGGCCGGUCCAAGCUCGCCGACGGCAAGGAUUUCAGCCGUCAGUUCAUCUCGAAGAAGAGCCUGGUCCAUCCGAGCCCCGGCCCGUACUCCAUCAACAUCGACCCCUUUCAUGUUGUUAAGGUCCUUGAAGAUGGAGACUUGCAGACUCUUGGCUUGUUGGAUUAUGACAAAAGGUUGAAACAUUCUUUCACUGCCCAUCCAAAGGUUGACCCUUUUACAGAUGAAAUGUUCACAUUCGGAUAUUCACAUGAACCUCCAUACUGUACAUACCGUGUGAUUACCAAAGAAGGAGCUAUGCUUGAUCCUGUGCCAAUAACAAUACCAGAAUCUGUAAUGAUGCAUGACUUUGCCAUCACGGAGAAUUACUCUAUUUUUAUGGACCUCCCUUUGUUGUUCCGACCAAAGGAAAUGGUGAAGAACGGUGAGUUUAUCUACAAGUUUGAUCCUACAAAGAAAGCUCGUUUUGGUAUUCUCCCACGCUAUGCAAAGGAUGACAAACUCAUUAGAUGGUUUGAACUCCCUAAUUGCUUCAUAUUCCAUAAUGAUGACAACCAUGUACUGAAGUCUGGACUGCCCAGAGUCCUCACAAACAUAACACAUAAUCUUUAUAUGCCCGUAGUCCCCCAACAACACACUGCAAUGGAGAGCCAAUUCAUGUUAGUAGCUAGGUAUUUCACAGGGAAUAUGGCACCAGCAAAAUAG
Miscanthus lutarioriparius is the source of this 885-nucleotide messenger RNA. NCBI's taxonomy places the organism in Eukaryota, Viridiplantae, Streptophyta, Magnoliopsida, Poales, Poaceae. The record is from the annotation of a GenBank genome assembly.